Eutrema salsugineum is the source of this 2261-nucleotide messenger RNA. Its product is annotated as exocyst complex component EXO70A1. Gene Ontology annotation, biological process: exocytosis. Gene Ontology annotation, cellular component: exocyst. Lineage: Eukaryota; Viridiplantae; Streptophyta; Magnoliopsida; Brassicales; Brassicaceae. The transcript has a single exon. The coding region runs from base 93 to 1970 and encodes 625 amino acids. The record is from RefSeq and is a predicted model, not a curated record. Gene Ontology annotation, molecular function: phosphatidylinositol-4,5-bisphosphate binding.
UGCUUUUUCCAGUCCCUACCAUUAGAAAAGGAAAUCUCUCUAUUUUACGCUUUUUGUUUGUUUCUUCUGUGUUUGUAUUUUCUUAUGAAACCAUGGAACCUCAGGACCAAAGUCACGGCGGUGACGGAGGAGACUUUUCAGUCUCCGGAUUCGACUCGGCGGAGAAGGUGAUUAUGCGGUGGGACGCGACUGCUUCUGAAGAAGCGAGGGAGAAGAUGAUAUUCACCGAUCCACAGGAAGUGAAGCUUUACCUCCACGCCGUCGAUGAAAUCCAACGGUAUGUAUCAUCCGGCGGAGAAAUUGAAAACCGAGCAAACUCGGCAAUCCAGAUCGCUAUGGCUCGUCUCGAGGACGAGUUUCGGAAUAUUCUCGUUUGCCACAGCUCUCCGAUCAACGCUGAUUCUCUAAUGUCGUCUUCCUCUUCUGCUCACCUGGAGGUUGAUGAAGAUGGGAGUAAUGGUAACUGUAACGAGGAAGAUGAUCAGCAGGAGGAAGAAGAGACGGAUCUUCUGAAACGGACCGGGUCUAGCUCCGGUUCAAGUUCGGGGACGGUUCGGUUGCCGACCGGACGAGGUAGCUACAGUAGAUCCACUAGCAGCAUACGCGAGAUCGAGCUGAUUCCGAUCGAUGCGGUGGUUUAUCUGAGCUGGAUUGCUCGGCGUAUGGUCUCCGCCGGUUAUCUCCGUGAGUGUAUUCAGGUUUACGGGAGCGUGCGCAAGUCCGCCGUCGAUUCGAGUUUCCGGCGGCUAGGGAUCGAGAAACUGAGCAUCGGAGAUGUUCAGAGGUUAAACUGGGAGGCGCUUGAGCAGAAGAUCCGUCGAUGGAUCCGAGCAGCUAAGAUCUGUGUGAGAGUUGUGUUCGCGAGCGAGAAAUUGCUCUGCGAGCAUGUGUUCGAAAGCGUCGGAGCCGUCAACAUCCACGAGGCUUGCUUCAUGGAAACAGUCAAAGGUCCGGCGAUCCAGCUGUUCAACUUCGCGGAGGCGAUCAGUAUCAGCCGGAGAUCACCGGAAAAGCUCUUUAAGAUCCUCGAUCUCCACGACGCUCUGAUUGAGCUUUUGCCAGACAUCGAAUCGGUUUUCGAUCUGAAAUCUUCGGAUUCGAUUAGGGUCCAGGCGGCGGAGAUACUGUCGAGAUUGGCGGAAGCGGCGAGAGGGAUAUUAUCCGAAUUCGAAAACGCCGUCCUCCGUGAACCUUCUAGAGUUCCAGUUCCCGGAGGAACGAUACAUCCAUUGACGAGGUACGUCAUGAACUACAUUAGCUUGAUCUCAGAGUAUAGACCAACGUUAAUCGAUCUCAUCAUGUCGAAACCAUCGAGAAGCGAUGCAAACACACCGGAAAUCGAUUUCUCGGAGCUUGAGAACAAAGGUCCAUUAGCUCUCCAUCUGAUCUGGAUCAUACUCAUCUUGCAAUUCAAUCUGGAAGGAAAGUCCAAGUACUAUAGAGACGCAGCUUUAUCGCAUCUCUUUGUCAUGAACAACGUACACUACAUUGUCCAGAAGAUAAAAGGGUCGCCGGAGCUACGAGAAAUGAUCGGAGAUCUCUACCUGAGAAAGUUAACGGGUAAGUUCAGGCAAGCCGCUACGUAUUACCAAAGAGCCGCUUGGGUCAAAGUCUUGUAUUGCUUAAGAGACGAAGGGUUACGCACAAAAGGAAGCUUUGCAUCAGGCGUCUCCAGAAGCGCAUUGAGAGAGAGGUUCAAAUCUUUCAAUGCUCUGUUUGAAGAAGUUCAUAGGGUUCAAUCGCAGUGGUUGGUCCCAGAUUCUCAGCUAAGAGAAGAGCUGAAAAUCUCAAUCUUGGAGAAGCUUAGCCCGGCUUACAGAUCGUUUCUCGGGCGGUUCAGAAGCCACAUAGAGAGCGGGAAACACCCGGAGAAUUACAUCAAGAUCACCGUUGAAGAGCUAGAGACCGAGGUUCUUGACUUGUUCGAGGGGUUAUCUGCAACUCAGCAUCUGAGAAGACGAUCAGAAUGAGAGAUAUGUGAGUUUUUUACUCUUUCUGAUUUUUAGAGUUUCACGGAAACAGAUUCUUUGAAUUCUUUUCACAAAAUUCGGGUUCUUUGCGGAUGAGCCAAAAACCGAGCAAGAAAGAAGAAGGAUUGAUACGACUUUGAUUUAAAAUUUUCAGAUUCAUGAGUUUGUAAUGUUGUAUGAACUUAUAAUAUCCCUGUUUGGUUACUUGCCAAAUUCCUAGCUUAAACCUUUUUGGUUCAUUUGUCCAUAUAUGAUGAAACUGUAUUGUGUCAAUGUCAUAUCCAUUUUGUA